This is a messenger RNA of Cuscuta epithymum, 2404 nucleotides long. NCBI's taxonomy places the organism in Eukaryota, Viridiplantae, Streptophyta, Magnoliopsida, Solanales, Convolvulaceae. The record is from the annotation of a GenBank genome assembly.
CCACCCUCACAUGGUCCUUCAUUCUCAAAGACGGACACAUCACUCUCUUCUCUUCAUCAUCUCUUAAAGCAUCAUCGAAUGCAGAUGUCCCGACUGAGAUGGACCCGGCUUUCAUGGCAGGAGGAUCUGGCAGCCAGAUAGGCGUCUUAGUGCCGUCGGUGAAAUUGGAACCGAAAGUUUCCGGAGAUUCGCCUCCGCCGCCGGUGCAGGGGCAAAAGACGUCCCCGGUGAAGGCGGAGCUGGAUAAGGACGUGCAGUGCCCGAUAUGCAUGCAAGUCGUGAAGGACGCGUUUCUGACCCCCUGCGGACACAACUUCUGCUAUAUGUGCAUCGUCACUCAUCUUAAGAACAAAAACGACUGCCCUUGUUGCUCCCAGUACCUCACUACAAAGCAGCUCUAUCCUAAUUUUCUUCUCAAUAAAUUAUUGAUGAAGACUACUACUCACCAGAUUUCCAAAACAGCAUUACCUGUGGAACAGUUUUGCCGGGCUAUACAAGAGACAGGGAUGCAAGAUGUCAGCUAAGGAGCUUGAUAGUCUCUUAUGCCUUCUUUCUGAGAAGAAAAAGAAAGCAGAACUAGAAGAAACUGAGGCAAACUUGCAGCUUUUGUUCAACUUUUUGCAGUGCUUAAGGAAGCAAAAACUUGAUGAGCUUCAUGAGAUUCGAGAUGACCUUGAAUACAUCAAAGAAGACAUAAGGUCUGUGGAGAAAUAUAGACUAGAUUUGUAUCGGGCAAGGGAUAGAUGCUUAGCCAAAACAAGAAUACUUUGGGGGGAGUCUUCAGCAAAAUCCCUUUCAUUGCGUGGUCAACAAAGUCUUGGCACGAUUUCCAAUGUUCCUAAUGCACAAGGAGAGUCCCUUGCAGUCUCCAAUAGCCUUCAAUCCCGGAUAACUAAAGCUCCUCUCAAUUAUCAACAAAUCCAAAUGGAGGAUGGACUCAAUGGGUCAGUUCCAGAGCAUGCUGUAGCAAAGAGGAGGCAAGUCCAUGCACAGUUCAAUGAUCUACAAGACUGCUAUUUGCAAAAACGGAGACGCGGGGCCAGAAAAUCUCAAAAACAGGAAGAGAAUGUGGUGAUCGAUGGGUCAAAAGAGGGAUAUAAUACAGGACUUGAUGAAUUUCGACAUGUUUUGACGACUUUUACACGAUACUGCCGAUUGCAAGUUGUUGCUGAGUUUAGGCAUGCAGAUCUUUUCCACACUGGCAACAUUGUUUCAAGUAUAGAGUUUGAUCGAGAUGAUGAACUAUUUGCUAUAGCUGGAGUAUCAAGGCGCAUCAAGGUCUUUGAAUUUGCAUCUGUUGUAAAUGAACCGGCAGAUGUGCAGUGUCCUGUUGUGGAAAUGACCACCCGCUCCAAACUGAGUUGUUUAAGCUGGAACAAGCACAAAAAGAAUUACAUAGCAAGCAGUGACUAUGAGGGCAUAGUUACUGUUUGGGAUGUGACUACUCAUCAGAGUGUCAUGGAGUGUGAGGAGCAUGAAAAACGAGCAUGGAGCGUUGAUUUUUCUUGUACUGAACCUUCUAUGCUGGUUUCUGGAAGUGAUGAUUGCAAGGUGAAAGUAUGGUGCAUGAGGCAGGAAGCCAGUGUUCUAAGCAUUGACAUGAAAGCGAACAUAUGUUCUGUGAAGUUCAAUCCAGGAUCAAAUUUUCAUGUGGCAGUGGGCUCUGCUGAUCACCACGUUCAUUAUUAUGACUUGAGAAAUAUUAGGCAACCCUUGCAUGUAUUCAGUGGGCACAGGAAAGCUGUUUCGUACGUAAAGUUCAUGUCCAGCAAUGAACUUGCAUCUGCAUCAACUGAUAGCACAAUGCGUUUGUGGGAUGUCAAGGACAACAUUCCACUGCGCACUUAUAGAGGGCAUACAAAUGAGAGGAAUUUUGUGGGUCUUACAGUAAAUAGCGAAUACAUAGCAUGUGGUAGUGAAAGAAAUGAAGUUUUUGUUUAUCACAAGGCGAUAUCUAAACCUGCGGCUUGGUACAGUUUUGGUUCGGAUAGGAAUGAGUCUGAUGGAGAAAGGGGAGCGUGCUUCAUCAGUGCCGUUUGCUGGAAAAGCGACAGCUCCGCUAUCCUAAGUGCAAACAGUCUUGGGACUAUAAAAGUUCUUUCACUUGCUGCUUAGAAUGACCAAUUAAAACAUUUAAAUGGAUUAUAAGGAAUCAAACACAGUAUAUAAUGAGCAAUUACUUCGGUUUACGUAGAAUAUGUAGUUUGUUAGUGCCCGUUUGGUGAUCUAUUAUUUGAUUUAUAUUUUGAUCAGGUUUUAUACCAUGUACUAAUUUAUGGAUUAUAUUGGCUAAACUAGAACAUAAUUGUAACUGACUUUUUUUCUCAAACGAAUGCAAAAGAAAUACGAGUAUUCAUUAGAUUAUACAAGGUUCAACCAUUGCGAAACAUUUCAGAAUUCCAAU